AUGUCGCGCCCCAGCGGCUGCGACCAAUCAAAAGGCUCUGAGGAGUCAUCCCGGCCCUUCCUCAUUCCCGCCCGGGUCACGAGCUGCGGCGCUUCAAAGGGGGCCAAUAGGAGGGCUAGCUCAGAGGCGCUGACGGGUCACGUGAAGAGUCCGAGUGUUUGGGGCCAAUUAGAGUCGCAGAAGCGCGGCGGAGCGGCUGGCCCAGGCCCUUCCCCUCCGCACUCGCGCUUCUUCCCCUUUGGAGGCCCCUCUUCUCCGAGGGCGCCUCUCCCCUCGCAGCCCGUCCGCCGCUCCGAGGCCCCUGCCCUCCGACCUCCCCCCCGAGGCUCCCGCCCUGGUUCUGGGACCCGCCCCCCGCGCGACCCCACAGCUGCCUCUCCCGGGGACCUGACUGAGCCGCUGCCCCGCCGUCCUGACCCGUCACGCGUGCCCGCGUGGCCCCUCCUCCGCUCGCAGGUCCAGCCGCUGGUGACCAUGGAGCAGCUGCUGUGGGUGAGCGGGCGGCGGAUCGCGGCGGUGGACACCUUCCGCAUCCCGCUCAUCGCCGCCACCCCGCGCGGCACUCUCCUUGCCUUUGCCGAGGCCAGAAAGAUGUCCACGUCGGACGAGGGGGCCAAGUUCAUCGCCCUGCGGAGGUCCGUAGACCAGGGCAGCACGUGGUCUCCUACAGCAUUCAUUGUGGACGACGGGGAGACCCCUGACGGGCUGAACCUGGGGGCCGUGGUGAGCGAUGCGGAGACGGGAGUGGUGUUCCUUUUCUACUCGCUCUGUGCGCACAAGGCCGGCUGCCAGGUGGCCUCCACCAUGUUGGUGUGGAGCAAGGACGAUGGGGUCUCCUGGAGCCCACCCCGGAACCUCUCCCUGGAUAUCGGCACCGAGAUGUUUGCCCCGGGACCGGGCUCUGGCAUUCAGAAACAGCGAGAGCCACGGAAAGGCCGGCUCAUCGUGUGUGGCCACGGGACGCUGGAGCGGGACGGGGUCUUCUGCCUCCUCAGCGAUGACCACGGCGCCUCCUGGCGCUACGGCAGUGGGGUCAGCGGCAUCCCCUAUGGCCAGCCCAAGCGGGAAAAUGACUUCAACCCCGAUGAGUGCCAGCCCUAUGAGCUCCCGGAUGGCUCAGUUGUCAUCAACGCCCGGAACCAGAACAACUACCACUGCCACUGCCGCAUCAUCCUCCGCAGCUACGACGCCUGUGAUACCCUGAGGCCCCGGGACGUGACCUUCGACCCUGAGCUGGUGGACCCUGUGGUUGCCGCAGGAGCGGUAGCCACCAGCUCGGGCAUUGUCUUCUUCUCCAAUCCAGCCCACCCGGAGUUCCGAGUGAACUUGACCCUGCGCUGGAGCUUCAGCAACGGUACCUCUUGGCGGAAAGAGACAGUCCAGCUCUGGCCAGGGCCCAGCGGCUACUCCUCGCUGGCGGCCCUGGAGGGCGGUGUGGGCGGGGCGGACCCGGCCCCCCUGCUCUUCAUCCUGUAUGAGAAAGGCCGGAACUACUGCACAGAGAGCAUCUCCCUGGCCAAGGUCAGCGCUGAAUAA
This is a messenger RNA of Myotis davidii, 1536 nucleotides long. RefSeq names its product neuraminidase 1 (lysosomal sialidase) (gene NEU1). Gene Ontology annotation, biological process: oligosaccharide catabolic process; ganglioside catabolic process. The coding region runs from base 1 to 1536 and encodes 511 amino acids. Gene Ontology annotation, cellular component: membrane; cytoplasm; lysosome. Gene Ontology annotation, molecular function: exo-alpha-sialidase activity. Lineage: Eukaryota; Metazoa; Chordata; Mammalia; Chiroptera; Vespertilionidae. The record is from RefSeq and is a predicted model, not a curated record. The transcript is spliced from 7 exons.